This is a messenger RNA of Leptomonas pyrrhocoris, 1641 nucleotides long. RefSeq lists its product as hypothetical. The record is from RefSeq and is a predicted model, not a curated record. Bases 277 to 1641 code for a protein of 454 amino acids. The transcript has a single exon. NCBI's taxonomy places the organism in Eukaryota, Euglenozoa, Kinetoplastea, Trypanosomatida, Trypanosomatidae.
AGCAUUGGCCUUACUCUCCCUUCCCUUCCUCUUCCUUUCCUUUCCUGCAUUGUCGCAGUGAAGGAGCCUCUCACCUCUCGCACAUUCCAGCUAAAGUUCACUCUCGUACGCUUCGUGGUGUGUUGCUUCAAGCUAUAUUUGUUAUCUUUUUCUAUUAUUUCUAUUAUUUCUAUUAUUGCCACUCUGCGCAAACAAAGCGACCUCCUCUACACCGCUAACAACAUCAUCAAAGGGAUUGUGCGCACUUCAUCAAGCCCUUAACCGCCUCUACCCACGAUGACGCAGAAGCUUCUUCUGGCGGAAGGUUUGGACCUGCUGCGCCAGUGCGAGCAGCGCGAGUACGACGUGGACCGCACUAAGACGCGCAUAAGCAGCAGCAGCCGCUACCGCAACGAGCUCGGCCGCCUCCUGCAGAGCUACGACGUUGUCUACCAGCAGUACGUGCGGGGAAUUCAAAUUCUCAACUACGUCCGCCACACCGCCCUGACUGACCGCAACCCCCGCAACGCGCAGUACUCGAAGAACCUGGCCGAGUUCUGCGCGGGCAAGAUGGCCGCCUACAUGACACGCUGCGACAACAUUGUGAAGAAGACGGAUCACAUCCUGCUGCCGAUUGAGCUGGUGGAUCAGGUGACGAAGGAGGGCUACGCCCCGGAGGAUACCGUGUACCUGCAGGACGGCGCCACCUACCCCCUCUCACGCAAGGAGAAGGUCUUGGCGAAGGAGUUCACCGUCGCCGCGGGCACCUAUGUGCUGGCCCUGAAGAACCGCGACGACUACACCUUGGCGGCGCCGGAUGUGGACGUGACGCUGGUGGUGCUACCGCAGCGUGGCAGCGGCCUCGAGCCGUCGCGGGUGGAGUUGAAACUGCCGUGCCAGUGCGGGUGGCGCAAGGUGGUGGGCGUGGUGGACGCCGCAACCCUGCAGCUUGAAAUCCGCUUCAGCGGGAUUCGCGACGCACACGUUGAUGUGUUGCUGCAGAAGUGGUGUCGCAGCGACGAGGUCGGCCGCGGUGGGGCCGGUGGGGGAGCGGGCCUCGGUGCCGGCCCCGGUCCUGCCCUCUCCGCCGCCACCUUCGAUAGCGCUAACUACGACUCCGCCGACAAGUCACCGUCCAGCGCCGCCGGCUCCCCCGGGCGUGGCAUCGACACGACGCACCAGACCCCCCUCUUGUCGGACAACGCAACCUACAACAAUAACCAGAACGGCAACGGCGGCCAGCAGCCGUGGAUGACGCAGCUGCCCGCGCUGCCCGACGACGAGCUCGCGACGCUGGCGAGCUACAACGUGCCGACAGCGACGCUUCCCGCUGUCCCGCGGCGCAACAAAGGUCCUGGCGGGGCGCCCUCCAACCCCCCUUCCGCAGCGGCGGAGGAUCCGUGGGCGCAGCUGGAGGCGAUGCGGGUUCCCUACGCGGAGGCGGACCGCGGCCCCACCAAUGCGGCGGCCUUUACCCGCGUGCCGGAGCCGGUCGAGGUGAACCCGAGCGGCCUGACGUGCCGGCAGCGACUCGACCGCAUCCACGGCGUGAUGGAUGUGUGGCCGACGAGCGGGGUGACGGCGUGCGCGUUGCCGCGGGAGGACAUGCGGUUUGUGCAGACACUGUAUGGGCUACCAAUGCCUCGGGAGCUGUCUGGAUAG